Molecule: messenger RNA, 3806 nt
Organism: Durio zibethinus
Lineage: Eukaryota; Viridiplantae; Streptophyta; Magnoliopsida; Malvales; Malvaceae
Source: RefSeq, a predicted model, not a curated record
GUUGCUAUAAAAGCUAAGGCCGCCAGACCAACCAAACAUGAAACGUACUCUUACAAGUCGCUUCCGGACGCUGGUGCUUUUGGCUUCUGUUUUCUGUUGGAAAGCAAUGAGAAAUGGCAGCAAAUUCUGUUACUCAAAGUCUCAACGUUUAUUCAAAACUUUUAACUGUUAAACUAUGGAACUCACGUAUAAAGGAGGCUGUAAACCAAAACAGUGCCCACAAAGCGCUUCUUCUCUUUCGCCAAAUGAAGCAAAAAGGGUUGGAACCAAACAACUUAACCUUUCCUUUCAUUGCAAAAGCUUGUGCCAAGAUUUCCAAUCUCAAAUAUUCCCAAACCCUCCACAACCAAAUCUUGAAAUCCCCGUUUGGAAGCGAUAUUUUCGUACAAACAGCAUUAGUUGAUAUGUACAUAAAAUGUGAUCAAGUGGAUUAUGCAUGCAAAACGUUUGAAAGAAUGCCUGAAAGAGAUUUGGCUGCUUGGAAUGCAAUGCUUAUUGGUUUUGCUAAGUUGGGUUUUCUUGAUAAGUUGUUAAGUCUUUUUGGUGGGAUGACGUUUGCUGGGAUUCACCCUGAUUCGGUCACUGUUGUGGGACUUAGUCUGGGAGUUUUGAGUACAAGGAAUUUGGAAUUAGUGAAGGGAAUUCAUUCGUUUGGGAUUCAAAUUGGGGUUGCUGUUGAUGUUACAGUAGCUAACACUUGGAUUGCAGUAUAUGCCAAAUGUGGUGACUUAGCAUCAGCAAAGAAGGUUUUUGAUGAGAUUGAUGCUGUGAGGACUGUCAUCUCUUGGAAUUCCAUGAUUGCUGGAUAUGCCCACUUCGAAAAUUUUGCUAAUGCUUUUGAUUUAUAUCGAAGGAUGUUGGUGGAUGGAAUUAAGCCAGAUGCAAGCUCUAUUGUUAGUUUGAUUUCGUCAUGUGUGCAACCUGAAGCACUAUUUCAAGGAAUGCAAAUUCAUUCUCAUGGAAUCCAAUUAGGUUGUGACUUGAACUUAUCUGUAACCAAUACUCUUAUAUCCAUGUAUUCCAAGUGUGGAGAUCUUAAUUCUGCAAGAUUCUUAUUUGAUUUCAUGUCUAAUAGGACAUGUGUUUCAUGGACUGUCAUGAUUAGCGGGUAUGCUGAGAAAGGGAAUAUGGAUGAGGCAAUGACCUUGUUUUAUUCAAUGGAAAAAGCUGGUGAGACAGCUGAUUUGGUUACUGUACUUUCUUUGGUUUCAGGUUGUGGCAAGACAGGAUCCCUUGAGCUUGGAAAAUGUAUUGACAGUUAUGCCAAAUCUAAAGGGUUUAAAGAGGAUGCAAUGGUCUGUAAUGCACUAAUAGAUAUGUACUCAAAAUGUGGUAGUAUAUGUGAGGCUCGAGAGGUCUUUCGUACCAUGCCCGAGAGAACUAUUGUUUCUUGGACUACCAUGAUCUCUGGUUGUGCCGUGAACGGAGAAUUUGAAGUAGCUUUGGACCUUUUCCAUCAGAUGAGGGGUUUGGGCUUCAAACCUAACCAAAUAACAUUCCUUGCUGUCCUGCAAGCUUGCACUCAUGCAGGCUUUCUUGAUAAAGGAUGGGAAUUCUUCAAUAUGAUGACCACAGAAUAUGAUAUCUAUCCUGGGUUAGAUCAUUAUUCAUGUAUGGCGGAUCUUCUUGGACGUAAAGGUAAGCUAAUAGUAGCAUUGGAGUUUAUUUUAAAUAUGCCAAUUAAACCAGAUGCUGGCAUAUGGAGUGCAUUGCUUAGUGCUUGCAAGGUUCACCACAACGUAGAGAUUGGUAAGCAUGUGGCAAGUCGCCUAUUUGAGAUGGAGCCUCAAGUUGCUGCUCCAUAUGUGGAGAUGGCAAACAUAUAUGCAUCAACUGGAAAUUGGGAUGAAGUUGCAAUGAUAAGAUUGUUGAUGAAACAUAAUAACGUGAGCAAGUCUCCCGGGCAAAGCCUUGUUCAAGUUAAUGGAAAAACACAUAGAUUUACUGUUGAAGAUAGAAGUCACCCUGAAGGUGUGCUUAUAUAUGCGUUGUUGGAUUAUUUAGCUUUGCAAUUAAAAGAUGAUAGAUAUCCCCUGUAUUUGAGGGAUAUUCCUGAAAUGGAAUUGGUUUGAAUCUUUAUUGAUUUUAACAUUUUACUCGGACUGAUAUCCCCUGUAUUUGGGGAUAUUCCUGAAGUGGAAUUCGGUUUAGUGAUCUUCCCACAUGCAGUGCAUCAAAAUUGGGGGGAAGGUCAAACUCUUCCAUCAAAAGAAAGAAGAUGGUCACUGUAUCUAGAGGGAAUUUACAAACAUCAUCUGAAAUCUAGCUUGAAGGAAAUAACUACAUGUACAGACGAUGGGGAGAGACUUGAAAACUGUUGAAGAUAAAAGCAUCUAUGCCUGAGCGUGGGUAUUAUAGUCUACAACAAUUUGGUAUCAAGGCUCAGAAGAGUUUAAAGGUUAUAGGAAGCAUUAAUAGAUAUGACAUGGACUUUGGGAAAGAAUUGUUUUGAUGUGUACUGGUAAACUCAAUCACACAUAAUCAAGCAUGCUUUUACUAUAAUGCCUUUGAUCAUUUCUCUACUCAUCUCCUUUGAGUAUUACUUUAUUCGAAAAUCACUAAUUCAUUCGUGUAUGGUGAGUGGUUGAAUAAUCUAUUUAUUAAAAAGCUAAUGGCUAAACAUGUAUUAACUUUCAAUUCCCUUGUUCUUUAUCAUUAGUUGAUAUUGUUGCUUCUAUUCUCCCUUAUAAUGCAACUUCCUGGUGGCACAACAUCAAUGUAACGAUUAAAAGAAUGUCUUGAGAAAAGGCUUCCUGGUGGUAUCAUUUCAUUUAUUUUUUGUUUAUGCAAAAAUGUUGCAUCUAGUACUUUCUCAAGGAGUUCACCAAAACUUGAUUUCAUAUCAUCAUAGUUCAUAAAUUACUGGUUUUUUUAAUCUUCAAUUCCACCAUUAAAUGUCAUUUCAUUGCUGUUAGAAGAUGAGUUUCAAUUAUCAUAAGGUAGGAAGCAUGGACACAGACAUGAGAUAUGGGUAUGGUAUCACAUUAAUACUGUGAUAUUAACAGUUUUUUGAAAAAUUAGGAUAUGGAUUUGAUGAGCUUAAAGAUAUAUGCAGCCUGAGUUAUAUGCCCUAACUUAUUUUUGGUUGGUGCAAGCUUCCAUCUCUUCCAGAACUAGCUCACUUCUUCUCUAGCCAAUGCCCUCUAGCAUUUACUCUCUAUUCUUGGUUUUGAAUUUACACAUAGAUCCAUCUCAACCAUUGGCCUAUUGUGCACCGGUUAGGAAAAAUGAGUUUCUGGAUUUAUGAGAGAUUAAAACUUGACCACGAAGAAAGUAAGUGUAAGUAAUAAAAGAUGAUAUGAAGGUUAAGGAAAUAGAUGAAAUGUUAUUUUUUAUAAAAAUGAGUGGGAUAAGAAGAUUUAAAACUGCGACCUAACAUAAAUUUUUUUUUUUAGUUUUUCGUAUAGCCGAUCUCAGGCUUAUAGGAUUUAAGGCUUUGUUGUUGUUAUAUCAAAAUUAGGUGAGGAAAAUGAAUGAUGGCCUUUAUAACAGCCUAGCCAACCCUUCUCUGCGUUUUGGCUCUCAUAUUUCUCUGGCAAGGCACAGCGGCUACUGUUAUGACAGCACUUAAACCCCAUGUGGAUUAGAGAAUCAAAAUCAAGAAGGAAAAGAACCCAUAGAUGAAGGGGAUCUUGUAUUAGAUGCAUAAAAAAAAAAAAAAGGGAAAUUUUAGAUCCUUUCUCUCAAACCAAGAAAAAGAUGUUGCAGAAGAACAUGGUAAAUCAGACAGAAAGACAUGCAGUGUGUCCAUGCUGUGGAUGGGCAUGUUACACACUUAUUGUUAGGACUUAGAGCCUCUGAAAUUA